AGCUCAUGCAAAAUAUAAAGAGGUGCAAGCAUGGAGAUUUUACUGGAGCAAUUCAAGAAGGAAUGAAACACUGAAUGUGAUGUGUGAUGAGAAGCCAGCGUUGCCACAGCAACACUUUUGUGGAGGAGUGCAAGUCCAGCCCAUUUCACUCACACAUAAACAGUGUGUGAAGCUCCAGCCAUGACACACACUCCCUCUCUUCUGCACGAAGGGGCGCUCUGAACACUGAUGAGUGUGUGAGGAAAAAGGGGGAAUAAAGAUCAACUCUGUGCUCUGUUCUCGUACUUGGUAUUCUCACAUGGACACACACACACACACACACGCACACACACACACACACACACACAUCUCAGCAUGCUGGAACCUGGAGUUUCAAGUCACUUAUUUUGUAGCCUCAUUCUCUCAACACUUUUUGGACACAAAUCUUUCUGACUUCACAUGUGGUUGGAUGUGUAAGACCUCUCACACACACCUCACUGAUGAACAGACUGUCAGGACAUCUCCUGGGUCUUGCUGUGGAAACUGGGGUUAUGAGUCCAGGUUAAAUCUUCCCGAGAUCCCGUGAUGCAUCUGUACCGCACUACGAACUCCAUUAAGAAUCCCGCUGGAGCCCGUGCUGAGGAAAUUAUCUGGCCUGAACAGUGGUGAUAGGGAGACGCAGCGCGAGGACGGGGGCCGCCGCCGCCGCCGCAAGGUGAAAGGAAAAUAGACAGAAAGAAAAGGAGAAGGACACCAAUGAAAUCAUGCCCUCGUCCACCAUGCAGAUUUUCGCCUUCAUCCUGGCGCUGCUUGGGGUUCUGGGUGCCACCAUGGCCACGUUGCUGCCCAACUGGAAAGUUAGUGUCGCCACGGGCUCAAACAUCAUGACCGCAAUCUCACAAAUGCAGGGCCUGUGGAUGGACUGCACCUGGUACAGCACGGGUAUCUUCAGCUGCACGCUUAAGUACUCCGUACUGGCGCUGCCUGCUUACCUUCAGACCGCCCGCACCACCAUGGUCCUCUCCUGUCUGCUGGCAACUCUCGGGCUCUGGCUGGCUGCCCUGGGGCUUAAAUGUACUCACUGGGGUGGUAGUCAAAGCUCCAAGGUACAAACUGCAAUUGCUGCCGGAACAUGCUUCGUCCUUGCAGGCUUCCUGUGCCUCGUGCCAGCGUCCUGGUUCACCAAUGAGGUCAUCACCAGCUUUAUGGAUUCUAAAGUACCUCAGAGUGGAAAGUACGAGCCAGGGGGAGCCGUUUACGUGGCAUUUGUGUCGGCUGGGUUUUUCUUAGCUGGAGGCGUCAUUUUUUGUCUUUCAUGCCCCAGAAAACGGGACAGGGCCACAAAUUGCGGGGUAUCCAACCCUGACAAGGUAAUAAGGCAGGAGCAGAAGAAAAAGGAGCAGAGAGAACAACAGAGCCAGACGGAGCCACCGGAGCCAGAGCUGGAGCACAAAGAGAAAGCGGUGCAGGACAAACUCCAGCUGGAACAACAGCAGCAGCAGCAGCAGUACUACUCCCCAUCUCGCAAGCGACCUCAGGACACCAAGGCCCUCUACAGCCUGCAGGACUAUGUCUAAAAAUUCUGAACAGUCUCAGGGAUCGAGGCUCAGGUUGUACACGCGGCUGUCAGAAGCGAUGAAUGGAGGAAAGAGGGAGGAGUGAUGACGCCAAUGACGCUUUUCUCCCCCUUUCGUCAGUUUUUUCAUGUACUGUGACCAUUAUCGUAAGUGGAGAUGUUUCUAGAACCGUAGCCGGAACUGUAAAUCCUCAGGUGAAACACGUACUGAUUCAAGGAACAUUAAAUAUACGGGCAUGAAAAAAGUUCUGACUGCGUUUGUGUUGUUAGAGAUAACGCUGCUACAUGCCAAAGCUUUAAACUUAGAAGUCUGCAUGUGACUGACGGCUGAAAUCAUUUCAUUACACCAGACGAAAGCGGCUCUUUGGAAAUAAGCUCUUUAUUCAAAUGAGCCAUUAUUGCUGUUUAUAGCUUGAUCCCAUUGCAGAAUGCUUAACAGAUAUGAGAAAACACAUCACCCAAAAACAUCGACUUACACCAUUUCGACAUGAUGAGUAUGGCACAAUACAAAGUCUAAACCCCAGCGUAGAAACAGCACAAUGUCUUGUCUUUAUUUUCCAAAGUGUCUGGUGGAGGUGAAACAUAUUGAAGCGCACAUCAUUUGAGGUAAUGAUGCUCUUUGCUUUCCCAUUAGCUUCGCUCCGGAUGGGUGCACGCUGCUCAUUUAUUGCAUGUAAUCCAGCUCUCCUCCUCCUCCUCUUCCUCCUCCUCCUCCAAACACACACACACACACACACACACACAUACACACUCUCUUGCUGCAGGGGUAAUGGGGUCUUGCACCCAAUCAUUUUUACCAUGUGUGACCGCCUGUCAUUGGUGCAGGAAAUGCAGCAGAGGCUGUUCUGAGGGACGCUGACAUGGCUGCAGCCUGUUCUGAACCUCAUGGAUUGUAGUGAAAAGAUUCCCUUCAGCCACAUCUGAACCCUUUAAUAGGUUUGGCAAAACAUUCCUCGCUAUACAGUAGGUCAUGGUUUACAGAAAGAAAGAGUCUAAAGAAGGUCUUAAAGAGUUUCACCUUCAGACUUGGUUUAUUAUGUUUAGAGACUUUUAUUGUUGACAUUUUUAGUGUAUGAUGUUUGUUUCUUUGGAGGUUAAGGUAGCUAUCAAAGUAAAGGCAGUUCUAUCACAUCGCAUCAUUUUUUAAACUAAACCUCGUCCAGUACUUCAGUGAUGUUACUCAGAUUGGCUAUAAUUUAUAAGCAUGAAACGUGUAAGUGAACGCUGGAACGUUAUGUGACGGCCAUCUUGAAAAAAAUUAAUUUAUUCCUAACAAGCGAUGCAAAUGUUACUGUCAUUCCACCUUAAACUUAACCCUUGUGUUAUGUUUACUCUUUGGUCCCUUUGGUGCUGUUUGGGUCAAACUGACCUGGGGCAAGUUCUAAUUUGGUUAACAAAAUAUACUAUAGUAAAGACCUCGUGGUGUAAAUCUAAAGAAUAAAUUGUUUCAUUUAGAACUGAUCUAUCAAAUGAUGAACAACAAUAAAAGCACGAGAAAAAAAAAA
This is a messenger RNA of Tachysurus fulvidraco (yellow catfish), 3060 nucleotides long. Its product is annotated as claudin-20. NCBI's taxonomy places the organism in Eukaryota, Metazoa, Chordata, Actinopteri, Siluriformes, Bagridae. Gene Ontology annotation, biological process: bicellular tight junction assembly; cell adhesion. Gene Ontology annotation, cellular component: bicellular tight junction; plasma membrane. Bases 744 to 1556 code for a protein of 270 amino acids. Gene Ontology annotation, molecular function: structural molecule activity. The transcript is spliced from 3 exons. The record is from RefSeq and is a predicted model, not a curated record.